Molecule: messenger RNA, 8551 nt
Organism: Carlito syrichta (Philippine tarsier)
Lineage: Eukaryota; Metazoa; Chordata; Mammalia; Primates; Tarsiidae
Gene: LMTK2
Product: lemur tyrosine kinase 2
Exons: 15
Coding region: 327-4835 (1502 amino acids)
Biological process (GO): protein phosphorylation
Molecular function (GO): protein kinase activity; ATP binding
Source: RefSeq, a predicted model, not a curated record
CUACGUCACAUGACGCAGCCCAUCAUGGCGGCGAGAGCGCGGCUGCCCGGGCCCGCGGCUCCGCAGGGCUGCUGCUGUCGCUGCUGUUGAGAGGCGGCGGCGGCGGCGGCGGUACAGGCGGGCGGGAAGGAUGGUGUUUCUGCGGCUGGAGCGGCAGGUGCGGACCAGGAGCCGGACUAAAAUUUGGUCGAAGCUACGUGUGCUCCGGAGCAGCCUGCGCGGGUGCCGCUGAGGCAGCGGAAGGAGGCAGGACCGACUGACGGACGAACGGUAGGACAGAAGCAAGGCUACCGGAGAGCCGGCCCCGGAGCCACGCCGUGGGCGAGAUGCCGGGACCGCCGGGGCUGCGGCUGCUGCUUGUGUUGCUGCUGCUGCUGGCCGCCGGCCGUGCCGGGGCCGCGCCACUUCCGCAAACAGGUGCAGGGGAGGAGGCACCUGCUGCUGAAGUUUCCUCAUCUUUUGUGAUCCUAUCUGUGUGCAGUUUAAUGAUAUUAAUAGUGUUAAUUGCAAACUGUGUAUCUUGCUGUAAGGACCCAGAAAUAGACUUUAAGGAAUUUGAAGAUAAUUUUGAUGAUGAGAUAGAUUUCACACCACCAGCAGAAGAUACUCCCUCUGUUCAGUCCCCAGCAGAGGUCUUCACACUUUCAGUACCAAAUAUUUCACUACCAGCUCCAUCACAGUUCCAGCCUUCUGUAGAAGGUUUGAAGUCUCAAGUUGCCCGCCACAGUCUAAACUACAUACAGGAAAUUGGAAAUGGCUGGUUUGGAAAGGUCCUCCUUGGAGAGAUUUACACAGGCACUAGUGUAGCAAGAGUAAUAGUGAAGGAGUUAAAAGCAAGUGCAAGCCCAAAGGAACAAGAUACUUUUUUGAAAAAUGGAGAACCCUACUAUAUUCUUCAGCACCCAAAUAUUCUUCAGUGUGUUGGACAAUGUGUAGAAGCAAUUCCCUAUCUUCUGGUGUUUGAGUUCUGUGACUUGGGCGACCUGAAAACGUAUCUACGUACGGAGCAGGAGCACAUGCGGGGGGACUCGCAGACCAUGCUGCUGCAGAGGAUGGCAUGUGAAAUUGCUGCAGGGCUGGCCGCCAUGCACAAGCUGCACUUCCUGCACAGUGAUUUAGCCCUGCGGAAUUGUUUUCUUACCUCUGACUUAAAUGUGAAGGUGGGAGAUUAUGGAAUAGGAUUCAGCAGGUACAAGGAGGAUUAUAUUGAAGCAGAUGAUAAAAAAGUUUUCCCUCUGCGAUGGACUGCUCCAGAAUUAGUAACCAGCUUUCAAGACAGAUUACUAACUGCAGAUCAAACUAAAUAUAGUAAUAUCUGGUCCCUGGGCGUGACACUCUGGGAGCUUUUUGACAAUGCUGCACAGCCAUAUUCAAACCUUUCCAACCUAGAUGUUCUCAAUCAAGUUAUUAGAGAGAGAGACAUAAAGCUUCCUAAACCCCAGCUGGAGCAGCCUUAUUCUGAUAGAUGGUACGAAGUCUUACAGUUCUGUUGGCUGUCACCAGACAAGCGACCCGCAGCUGAAGACGUGCAUAGGCUGCUGACUUACCUGCGGAUGCAAAGCCAGAGGGACUCAGAAGGUGACUUUGAACAACAGUGGAAUGCUCUUAAGCCAAAUACGAACAGCAGAGACACUUCAAAUAAUGCUGCAUUCCCAAUCCUCGACCAUUUUGCCAGGGAUAGGCUUGGUCGUGAAAUGGAGGAAGUCCUCACUGUGACAGAAACAAGCCAGGGCCUGAGCUUUGAAUAUGUCUGGGAGGCUGCUAAGCAUGACCACUUUGAUGAGCACCGUCGGGGCCCCCCAGAUGAAGCCUUGUCCUACACAAGCAUCUUCUUUCCGGUUGAAGUUUUUGAGAGUUCACUUUCAGAUCCUGGGCCCGGAAAACAAGAUGACAGUGGCCAGGAUGUCCCCCUGAGGGCCCCCGGAGUGGUUCCUGUUUUUGACGCCCACAACCUUUCUGUGGGAAGCGACUAUUAUAUUCAAUUAGAAGAAAAGAGUGGCAGCAACUUGGAGCUUGAUUAUCCGCCUGCACUGCUCACAACUGAAAUGGAUAAUCCAGAAAGAAUCAGUGCUGAGCCAUCCCAGCUUACAGCGCUCAGGAACCUUGAAUUCGAGGAAUCCAGUACAGAUGAGGAUUUCUUCCAAAGCAGUGCAGACCCCAAAGAUUCUAGCUUACCAGAGGACUUACAUGUUACUAGUGGCCCUGAGAGCCCUUUCAACAAUAUAUUUAGCGAUCUGGACAAAUCAGAGGAUUUACCCAGUCACCAAAAAAUAUUUGACUUAAUGGAACUCAAUGGAGUCCAAGCUGACUUUAAGCCGACCACUUUAAGUUCAAGUUUGGAUAACCCCAAAGAGUCAGUAAUAACCUGCCACCUUGAGAAAGAGAAGCCCCAUAAGCUUUUUGACUCUGAGCCUCUUUGCCUAUCAGAAAAUCUUAUGCACCAAGAAGAUUUUGAUCCAUUGAAUGUUCAAGAAUUAUCAGAAAACUUUUUAUUUCUUCAGGAGAAAAACUUACUAAAAGGCUCACUGUCCAGCAAAGACCAUGUAAAUGAUCUUCAAACAGAACUGAAGAAUGCUGGUUUUACCGAAACUAUAUUAGAAACGUCACGUAGAAACUCCUUAGAUACUGAGCUUACAAUUCCUGAAAAUAAACCAAGUUUUUCUUUGUUACAGGAAAAUGUAAGCACAAAGGGUAAAGAUACAGAUGUCAUGCUCACAAGCAACACUCUGAGCACCUUCUUACAGUCUUCCCCGGAAGUGCAGGUACUUCCUACCUCACUCGAAACAGAAGCAGCACCUCACAGUGUACCUCCAGAUUCGUUCCCGAAACAGGGAGAAACCAAACCCACAUGUUCAGAUGUCCGUGUCCCUGAAGACUGUCUCUGCCAGGACAUCCAUUCAGACACUGUGACUGUCUCUAUUGAAAUUCUCUCGACUGAUGCCAAGACACAUGGUGUCAGCGACGGGACCCAGGACUCUCUUCACCUUAGUGAGGAGACCUUAAGACUGACCAAAAGUGACUCGGUUCUUGAUGAUGUUAUGUCUAGUAGGGUGAGUUUAGGGAAUAGUCUUCCAGAAUUGGGACAGAACUUACAAAACAAACCAGCUUCUGAAAACCAUCACAAUAAUAGUUUGCUAGAGAAAAACUUGGAAGCUGUGGAGACUAUAAAUCAGCUCAGUUAUAAGGAUGCUACAAAAGAAACAGGCUUGGUGUCUGCCCUUUCUUCAGAUUCUACCAGUCAAGAUAGCCUUUUAGAAGAUAGCUUGUCAGCGCCCUUUCCAACCUCAGAACAGUCCCUGGAAACUCCAGACUCUUUGGACUCAGUGGAUGUCCAUGAAGUGUUACUGGAUUCUAUAGGUUCUCACGCUCCUCAGAAACUCUUGCCCCCGGAUAAGCCAGCAGACAGUGGCUACGAAACAGAGAAUUUGGAGUCUCCCGAGUGGACUUUGCACCCUGCUUCCGAGGGUACCUCAGACUCAGAACAGGCCACUGCAGGUAAUGGCGGUCACAGCGGUUUAUCUCCCAACCCAGUCAUCAUCAUCUCAGAUGCAGGUGACAGUCACAGAGGGACAGAAGUGACAGCGAGCCCACAGACAUUUGCUUCUGGCUCCCAAAGUUCAUAUCGAGACUCUGCAUACUUCUCAGAUAACGACUCUGAGCCUGAUAAAAAGCCCGAGGAGGUCCCAGGAACCUCCACAUCAGCCUUGGUGUUGGUACAGGGUCAGUCCUUGCCCGAGCCAGUCAUCCCAGAGCAAAGUCUCAGUGCCAAAGAUAGUUGCCUGGAAGCCAGAAAGAGCCAGCCAGAUCAAAGUUGUCUAUCUGCUUUGCAAAAUUCCAGUCAACUGGAAUUAAGAGAAACAUCGGAGCCAGCACAGGCUGAUGUUUCCAAACAGAUACACCCUACGGAAGAUGAGGCAGGCAGUCCCUUGAGCUUGCUGAAUUCAGAACUUAGCAGUGGUGAGGACUUCGAGACACAAGAGGAUCGCCCCUGCACCCUCGCUUCCACUGGAACGAACACGAAUGAACUUCUUGCAUAUGCAAAUUCUGCAGUGGACAAAUCCUUAUCCAGCCACUCCGAGGGCCCCAAAUUGAAGGAGCCAGAUAUCGAAGGGAAGUACUUGGGGAAACUCAGUGUGUCGGGGAUGCUUGACCUCUCUGAGGACGGGAUCGAUGCAGAUGAGGAGGACGAAAACAGCGACGACUCUGACGAGGACCUGAGGGCCUUCAACCUGCACAGCCUCAGCUCUGAGUCAGAGGACGAGACUGAGCACCCUGUGCCCGUGAUCCUCAGCAGUGAGGAUGGGAGGCACUUGCGGAGUCUGUUGAAACCCUCGGCAGUUGGGGCCACUGAUGAGCUACCUGACCGCUGGAAGAAAGAAAAGAAGGCGGUGACAUUUUUUGAUGAUGUCACAGUCUACCUGUUUGACCAGGAGACCCCGACCAAGGAGCUGGGGCCCUGUGGAGGAGAGGCGUGUGGCCCCGGACUGAGUGGCCCAGCGCCGUCCUCAGGCUCGCCCUACCUGAGCAGGUGUAUAAACUCCGAGAGUUCCACUGAUGAAGAAGGUGGAGGCUUUGAGUGGGAUGAUGACUUCUCCCCUGAUCCUUUUACGUCCAAGACAGCAAGUAACCUUCUCAGCUCCAAGCCCUCUCUUCAGACGUCCAAGUACUUUUCUCCGCCGCCGCCAGCCCGGAGCGGGGAGCAGAGCUGGCCGCACGCAGCGCCCUACUCCAGGUUCUCCAUCUCGCCCGCCAAUAUCGCCAGCUUUUCUCUCACACACCUGACCGACUCCGACAUUGAGCAAGGAGGAAGCAGCGAGGAUGGAGAAAGAGAUUAGGUGGCUGCCGACGCUCCCGGGCCAGGCUGCUCCCCAGCGUGGCAUUCCUGUGCCCUCAGCUGGAGCAACGACAUCCACUCGCCAUUUGCCGACGCGAGACGGGAGAGUCAGAGGCGAACAGGGCGGCGGCUGAGCCGUGUUCGAUGCGGCCCGCAGAGCCGGUGGGGAGUGAGGCCGCAGCCUCAGCGCGCAUCUGCAGCUGCUCUGCACGCUCAGCACUCCGUCGGCAUCCUGGGGAGGCCCACGCUGCCUCUGUGUGCGUGUGUGGAACCGGGCGUGUCUGCUGGACACGCGGGUGUCCCUGUGAGCACACCUGCACACCUGAUCUGCGCGGGCGCCACAGGGACGCACCAGGGGAAUGGUCACGAGUGAGCCAUAUUGAUUACUUUGAAAGAAAUCACUACUUACUUUCUGUAAUUGCACUGUGGAUGAAUGUCUCCGAGUCUCCGAUGUUGUACAGAACUUAAAUUAUUCAAGGAAAAUAAGGCAGGUCAAGCUGGUGCUACCCACUAGUUUGAUUUUUUUCUGUUUUAUAGUUCGUUUGCUCUGCAUGGUACUUGUGAAGCUUAACUAUUUUGAGUGUCAUGCCGUCUUUAGAAUUGUUGGAAUUGUACAUAUGGUACUCUUUCAUAAUGAUAAAUGAUUCUGAAUGUCAGUGUUUUAUGUUCCUAUAGGAAAUAUUUUCAGAGAGUCCAAAAAUACCACUCUGUUUGUUGAUUGACUCAAACACAUUUUUUGUCUCUCCUCUCUGAGGCAGUUUCCCUGGAGCUGAUGAGCUCCUCUCUGAGGAGCUGAGGGGUCUUGCAGCCUCUCUGUGUAAUUCUCCCACCCUGCCCCUGAUUUUUUAAAGCCCUUUAGUAAAAUUUGGCAGAUGUUGCACCCCAGAACUGAGCUAUAGCUUGCCGUGCCCAGGUCCCCAGCCCUCCCCAGGGACAUUAUGGUUUGAGGGUCAGGUGAGCUGCCAGCAGAGCUUGGUGUGGCCAGACUGCUGUGCGGCUUCAGCGUUCCUGUGACCCCGUCCUUCCAGAAGGCGGGGAGCUCAGAAGAAGAUGCAUCUCCACACCAAGCGCCCGUUGUCGAGGAUGGUCCAAGUUGAUGCUGUGUACGUACUUCAAGUGUUGUCAAUCUGAGCUCUUAAAAAAUCUCCACAGCUGAAUUUUCCCCUCUAAGCCACUCCAAGUCACAUCCAGGUGUGACCUGUCUCUUUGUAACCUAGGAGAUACGCUCCAUCCUGCUGCUGAGGGGGGACAAAGAACAACAGCAGAGUCUCAGCAGCCACAUGUCCUGAUGGGGACCUUGUGUGGUCGUCACAUGCUGCAUGGCCCUGGGGCUCAGCUACACGGACCCAUCCCUCCCGCAUCCAGCGCCAAGUUUUCCUGUUGCUUUGAAAAGGACCAAGCACUCCCAGCGCAGCAGCUUCGUCACGUUGGCAGGAGCCGGGUGGUCCCACACGAGGCUGACCGUGUUCUGCCCUCCUUAAGUUCUUUUCUGACACGAGGAAGACCUGGAGGCUGGCACGGUGCAGCUGUACUGAGCUGAGGAGGCACCUUUGACACUGGAGGUCCUCAGGCCUGCGGUCCCCUCAUACUGGCCAUCACCCCAGAUAUUUUCCGGUGCUGAUACGUUUCCACACUCCAGCAUAACCCUGGGCUGGCUCUCCAGGCCUGUGCUGGGGCUUUCUGGUGUAGAUCGGGGGAACUCAGGUCCUGAUGCAACAUGCAGGUUGGAUGUUGGCCCCAGAGUGUACAUAGCAAGUUACAACCUUGGUUAUCAAUUGGGUUCACUCCGUGAAUUUUUUUAUACUUAGCAAUAACUUUCCAAGGUAUGGAAAGCGAGAUUGAAGAGUGUCCCCCAACUCCCGGCGUGGUAUGAACACGGUGCACUUCUGGGCUGUGCAGAGAGCACUGGCCCUUGUGAUGUGCUUAUUUUGAGGAAAAAAAAUUUAACAGGGCAUUAGAAGAUUUUGCCAAAAUUGUCAUAACUCUGGAUUCUUGCUAGGGGAUUUCCUGAGUUUUCUCCAUUUUUGCAUCUGUCAGUCUUGGUUGAAGAACUGUGAGGCGAUUAGACUAAUUUUUCCAGAUUAUGGGCUUAAGAAGUUCAGAUGAAAUUACUCAAGUCACGCAGGUCCAAAGGAUAUGAGUCUUCUUAUUGGUCUUACUGAUAUUUUGGGCCUGUACAUUUUUCACUAUGAUUAAAGAGAUUUUAACAACACAAUUCCCAUUUUUAUUUAUUUUAAGCCUAUAUCACUCUUCAUAAUUAAUUGCCAAAAAAGCAUUUUAUACAUUAAGUUGGGGGUGGGUAGUGGGAUCUUAGUGUGGUGUUGCAUGGAAGGGAAGAUUUUAUAUUUAUAAAAAACACGUGAGUUAACAUGUUCUUUUGAAAUCUCAAGCAAUACACAGGAAAUUUAAUAACGUAGAGUAAAAAUUUCAGCCCAUUUUUGAAAUGCGAGCAUGUGCUCUGAGUUGUCCGAUUCGGUUUUUUAGUUUUGUUUUUAUUUUUUGUUUUGUUUUGUUUCUCACUAAUAAGUUGGUUACAAGUGAUGGGUUUUCAAAAUGUACUCGUUCUUAAUAAAUUGCGCAAUGAAAUAAGUCAAUGGCAUUCUCUAGAUGACGUGGGAGGUUAGAGUCCUGGUGCACUGGGAGGGUUCCUGGCCUCCUUGGGUCACAAUCCAGAAUUGAGCAGAUUUUAAUUAGUCUCACUUUGGUGGAGUUUGCAUAUUUUAAGUCCUAUAUAAAAACUAAUCUUUCAUUUAAAAACAAUUUAAUAUUCAAAAGAAAUACUCAUGCUAUCCAAUGACCCUGUUAUACGCCAGAGAGAGCAGUGCAGAAAAAGUGCUCCCCAGAUCCUCCCCAGACGUGGCCGGUGUGUCCGGGCAAGAAGCCAUUCGUCUCGAAGGUAGGGGAGCUCGGCCAGCUGAACUGGACACGGAGCAUCCAGGCCCCAUGACUUCUACAGAGACGGGUUUAUCUAAGAAGAGUCCUUGUACUCUUGCGGCCAUGAAAGGCCGUCCCAAACCUCUUCCUCUUGUUCAUGUUUCCCAUAGGGUUUUUGUAGAGCUAAGGACCUCCUGUGCACGUGUUGGUCCUGAGGGCCCAGAGGGAGGCAGCUCUCUCUCCUCCGAGGCUCAGCCCAGUGUCUGGAAAUCCAGAAGUGAACCUGGUGUUAACAUCCAAAGGUGGGCGUCUGUUGUAGGGGCUUCAAAGUGUGAGCCCUAGGAGAAGUAGCCUUCAAAUAAGAAUGGGUGUACACAGUUACUUCCGAUUUCAGUCUCAAAAACAUUGUUCCUAAACAGUGAAGGGGUUGGCUCCAGUUUUGGCUGUUAACACAGAAAAUUCUCGUUAGUCUACAAAUAAAUUCUUAAAGAUGUGUUGACUGUUGAAUUACCGGCAACCUAUCAAGAUGAGUCUGAGCAACUGGGACACGGGCAGUUUCAGAGUUCAGGCUUGCACGGGCGUGGCUGGGUCUUGAACAUGGGACCGGUGUGCGCUGUCUGCCGUAUGGGGCGGGCACACGGGCCAGGGCUCCCCGCUGUACUUUUAACACGGUCAGAAGAGGUUCAUGGCAAUAUAACAGUUAAUGAACUUUCGGUUUAAAUUGUGUACAUUUUUAAAUUGUAAGAUUUUUACUGUAUAUUGAGGCAUAGUGUGAUUCAAUAAAUUGCUUGUAAUUUAAAAACUAUUUAAUAUUCAAAAUAAAUAUAGUUAUAUAUUUAUAAA